Messenger RNA from Haplochromis burtoni (Burton's mouthbrooder), 3784 nucleotides. RefSeq names its product endoplasmic reticulum metallopeptidase 1. Lineage: Eukaryota; Metazoa; Chordata; Actinopteri; Cichliformes; Cichlidae. The coding region runs from base 142 to 2808 and encodes 888 amino acids. Gene Ontology annotation, molecular function: metalloexopeptidase activity. The record is from RefSeq and is a predicted model, not a curated record. The transcript has 15 exons. Gene Ontology annotation, biological process: proteolysis.
UUCCCUCCUCCUCCCGCCCUCUCAUUCAAGUUUGUCCCUCUGCGCGAUCCGUUUGUCGUCCGAAGAGAGGAGGAAAAAAAGAAAAAGAAAAAGGCGAAGACCGAGAGCGACGCUUGCAGCUGAUGUACCGCUGGCUUAGAAAUGGAGGGCGACACCACUGUCCGGAGAAUAAAACCCUUCGGGACUCAACAAUACGUCGCUCAGGAUAAUAACGGAGCCCAGGACCGCUGCGAGAACAACGGCUACAACGGUGAGCCGAAGAGGAAGCCCGAAGUGAACCUUUACCUGCUGCGAGAAGGGCUCGCAGCUUCCCUGGUCUCUGUGUUUAUUUUGGUGUUGUGGGCACUCGUUCACUUGUCUUUGCAGCAGCUUGUCAUUGGAAAACCGACGGGCGAGUUCAACGCAGUGAGAGCCAGGCAGCACUUGGAGCAGAUUACUAGUGCUGGCCCUCGGCCUGUGGGCAGCCAGGAGAAUGAGGUCCUGACAGUGGGAUACCUGUUGAAGCAAAUCAAGGACAUCCAGGUCGAGACCGCCGCAGGCCCUCAUCAACUCUCGAUUGAUAUUCAGCGUCCCACUGGGACCUUCUCCAUUGAUUUCCUCGGAGGCUUCACUAGCUUCUAUGAUCACAUCACCAACAUUGCCGUUAGGCUGGAGCCCAAGGGUGGCGCGCAGCACCUCAUGCUCGCCAACUGCCACUUUGACACAGUGGCCAACAGUCCAGGUGCCAGUGAUGAUGCAGUGAGCUGUGCAGUGAUGCUGGAAGUCCUCCAUUCUCUGGCCAACCAGUCAACUCCUCUUAACCACGGCGUCAUCUUCCUGUUUAACGGGGCAGAGGAAAAUGUACUGCAGGCCAGUCAUGGUUUCAUUACCCAGCACCCAUGGGCCAAGCAGGUGCGAGCCUUCAUUAAUUUGGAGGCUGCAGGUGUUGGUGGCAAGGAGGUUGUUUUCCAGACAGGUCCAGAGAACCCGUGGCUGGUCCAAGCCUACGUGCAUGCAGCCAAACACCCCUUCGCCUCUGUGGUUGGCCAGGAGGUCUUUCAGAGUGGUGUCAUUCCCUCAGAUACGGACUUCCGCAUAUUUAGGGACUUUGGUAACAUCCCAGGCAUUGAUCUGGCUUUCAUUGAAAACGGCUUCAUCUACCACACCAAGUACGAUACAGCUAACAGGAUCCUAACAGACUCGAUACAGAGAGCGGGUGACAACAUCCUGGCCGUUCUGAAGUAUCUGGCAAUGUCAGAAAAGUUGGCUGAUUCCUCAGAGUACCGCCAUGGCAAUAUGGUGUUUUUUGACCUGCUAGGUGUAAUUGUGGUAGCUUACCCAGCUCGUGUUGGCACUAUCCUCAACUACAUGGUGGCCACAGCUACGUUCCUCUACCUGGCCAAGAAAGCCUCAAUGCCUGGCCAUGGAGGUGGGCGCUAUGUUCGAGACCUGGCCUGCGCCACAGGUGUAGCAUUGCUCAGCUGGUUUGUCACCCUGUUGUCGGUGCUGAUUGUGGCCCUGCUUGUCACUCUGUUGGGCCGCUCCAUGUUUUGGUACAACCACUUCUAUGCCUCAGUCUGCCUGUAUGGAGCUGCAGCCACUGGCAAGAUGAUACUUAUACACACACUGGCCAAGAACCUGUACUACGGGGGCGUCCGCCUGGUAGAGCUGGGUGACCUUUACUUUGACGUGAGCUUGCUGCUGUGGUGCUGCAGCCUGGUGUGGUUGACCCAACAUGGCCUGUGUUCGGCCUACGCGCCCAUGCUAAUGGUGGCUUUCCCCCUGGCCACCAGACUGCUGCUGGCAAAAGAAUUCAAACACAGAGGAGCAUCAGCGAAGUACUGCGUGCUGUACCUGCUGGGCCUGGCGUUGCCAUAUGUGCACUUCAUGUUUCUCAUCUGGGUGGUGUUUGAGAUUUUCACUCCCAUCAUGGGGCGGAGUGGCACAGAGAUACCCCCCGAGGUGGUGCUGGCCUCCUUAGUCACUCUGGCAACCAUCUUCCUCUCCUCCUUUUUUCUGCAUUUUAUCUACUUGGUGCGUAGCACUAAGCGGAUCAUGGCAGGUCUUGGGUUUGUCUUCACCAUCAUGUUCCUGUUGGUGUCCUGUGGCCUCUUCUUUCCUUACUCGGGCGAUCUAGACAGUCCGCGACCAAAGAGAGUUUUCCUGCAGCAUACAACACGGACCUUCCACAAUCUCCAGGGAGAAGUGGAGAGCCGAGACUCAGGUCUGUGGAUAAACAGCUUUGACUACACGGGCAUGCAGCACAUCACACCCCACAUCCCCGAGAUCAACGAAACGGUUCGGACCCGCUGCAGAGAGGACCGACCUUUCUGUGGUUAUCCCUGGUUCCUGCCUGUCAAGUUCCUCAGCAGGAAGAACUGGUACCUCCCCGCUCCGGAAGUGUCUCCGAGCUCUCCGGUGGAGUUCAGCCUGCUGUCCAAAGAAGAGACGAGCUGGGGAACGAUCAAGAUGACAUUCAGUGUGAAAGGCCCGAGCCACAUGUCUUUGUAUCUAAUGCCUCAUCGAGGAGCCAGCCUCUCUACCUGGUCCUUCGGUGACGGGACGCCUCGAUUUGACCUGAGCGGAGAAUAUUUUAUCUUCUAUUCACAUGGCCUUGACGCCCCCACAUGGACCUUCUGGUUUGAAAUACAGCCUCCCGCAGACCCUGACCCAUCUGGCCCCGAGGGGAUCGUCUCAGUCGCCAUCUCCUCCCACUAUUUCUUUGGGAAAGACCAGAGGACUGCUCGGUUGGAGGAAAUGCUUCACAGGUUCCCUACGUGGGCUUUUCCCUCUUCCUGGGUCAGUACCUAUGACAUGUACCGAUACUGAGGAUGUCACACAUCCACGAGGCUGCUGCAGAGGAGAGCUUUGGCCUACAGGGCUCCACAAGACAGAUGUAGAAGAGAUUACAAGGAAGAAUACAGAGGAGUGACCCCACUGCCUUUUCACUCAAACUGUAACACACACAACACAUGCGAGCUCCACCCCAGCCAGCCUGAGAGACCCCCACCACUGUGUCAAUAGGCACUGUAGUUAACCAAGGAGAGAUGCUUGGUGCUGUGCUCACUCCCGGCUUAGUGAAAGGAAGGGGUUAGUUUUUUUUUUUUCUUCUGUUCUCUACUUGUUCGAUCGUGCCUUUUGCUUUACUUGCUGUAACUCGCUUUUCCUUUCGCUCACAUCCACCCUCGCUCUUCCUCACUAACGCCAGUGUUCCUCCCGAACAACUAACACCGCACGGCUACCUCCACUGCUCUUUAUCAGCAAAACCACUCUGAACGUUGUCAUAUUAAAUGUGUCUACCAACCGCGCUGUGCAUCGCAGGGUGCAAUAACACAUGAUGGAUGAGUUCAACCUGUUCUCUCCUCCUCUGAAUUUAACCGGAUACUUUGAAAGUCACUUGUCAUUAACCUGCACUUGUUUUAAUAGUUUGAUUUACUGACUUGCCCUUCUUUACUAAGACCACUCAUUUUUAUUUUUUUUAAUUUUUGAAGCCACGCGUUUUAACGAGGAAUGUAACGCCUGCUUAAACUGUCGGAGGACAUGGCGUGCAGACAGAAAACUGUUAAAUGAAAACAGAUGUCUGAAUUCAAGCUGUUCUGGAAGUGGUGGUUAAAUCCGGAGGGCAGUGUAAUUUCACUUGAUGUGUUUAUGCAGUUUAAUUUUGUUUUAGGGUUUAAGAUUGUUCAGGAUUACCCCCCCCCAGUCCACAGGGGGGUGUACCUUUGCAUCCGUUUCAUAUUUGUUCCUACUGUAGUAAUAACGGCACUUUUUUUUUCUUCUUCUUUUUUAAGAGCAGGGGGGGGGG